This is a messenger RNA of Ornithodoros turicata, 1692 nucleotides long. RefSeq lists its product as uncharacterized. Lineage: Eukaryota; Metazoa; Arthropoda; Arachnida; Ixodida; Argasidae. Bases 1 to 1692 code for a protein of 563 amino acids. Gene Ontology annotation, molecular function: nucleic acid binding. Gene Ontology annotation, biological process: DNA integration. The record is from RefSeq and is a predicted model, not a curated record. The transcript has a single exon.
AUGCUUGCAAUUGUGUCGGCUAUCGAACACUUCCGAGUAUACCUCGCUGGGGGACACUUCACAGUAAAGACAGACCAUCUACCGUUGGUGUCAAUCCUGAGAAACCCCAGUGCAAAACUGUCAACAAGACUAGAACGUUUAAGCCUCCGAUUGCAACACUACCUGUUCGAGAUCCAGUACAUCCCGGGAAAGGACAAUCCUGCGGAUUAUUUGUCCAGGCAUCCGCCUCCCUCACCGCAAGAAAUCAAGCCUUACCGAGAAACAGACGCAGUUGAAGAAUACAUCUCCUUUGUAAUGAAGGCAGCCACGCCAAAUGCACUACCCGUGCACGACAUCGAAGAUGCAUGGAAGAACGAUGCGCAGAUGAACAGUUUAAUAAGCGCACUACGGGCAGCUGAUCGAAAGUCUCGUGAACACCUGUGGAAAGAUGAAAAGCUAAAACCUUUUGCCCAAAUCAAGGACGAGCUAACUGUCACUGACAGCAACAUAGUCCUGAGAGGAACUCGUCUGGUGAUCCUCGAGAAAGCCCAAAUGCAGGUCAUCCACCUUGCCCACCAGGGACACCAGGGUCUGGUGAAGACUAAACAGCUGAUACGAGAGAAAGUGUGGUUUCCAGGCAUAGACCAGAAGACGGAGGCCGUGAUCAAGAGCUGCGCAGCCUGUCAAACAACUGUCGAGGAGAAGAGGGUUUCGCCCCUGAUGAUGACUCCACUACCCGAUGGGCCAUGGCAGUCACUUGCAGCAGACUUUGCAGGACCCUUGCCAGGAAACAGUCACGUGCUGGUGGUCGUGAACGAGUACUCACGAUUCCCCAUCGUUGCGACGUUGUCUUCACUGACUACCACAGCGGUGACGGCAAAGCUCAUCGAUAUAUUCGCAGUACACAGCUUACCACAUGUACUGAAAACAGAUAACGGCCCGCCGUUCUUCUCGAAAGAAUUUGCAAGCUAUCUCAGCCAAAAUGGCAUACGUCAUCACCGUACCACCCCACUGUGGCCGCAAGCAAACGAUGAAGCAGAGAGAUUUAUAAGAAGUAUCAAGAAGACCGUGAAGGCGGCUGGCGCCUCCGGAACCAACUGGAAAGAAGAAAUGAGCACCUAUCUCCUGAACUACAGAGCAACGCCACACUCCACGACUGGUGUUACUCCAGCAGAACUUCUGUUCGGCAGAAAAAUUCGAACAAGAAUUCCUGAGAUGCCAGAAAAGAAACCCCAUGAGAACCUGGAAAAGAGAGACCGGGAGACGAAAGAGCAAAUGAAAGCAUAUGCAGACAAGCAGCGUCAUGCAGCGCACCAUGAACUUCGACAAGGAGACGCUGUGCUACUGAAACGGCAGUCGCCACUGUCGUGUGAGUCUGCAUAUGACCCUCGACCCUACCGAGUCAUCAGGGUCCAGGGAACAGCGAUCACCGCCGAACGCGACAACAAGAAAAUUGUCAGGAAUGCCUCAUUCUUUAAACGCGUUCCUGAAGUCCCCUCCCAGGAUUCGGACGAGUGGCAAACAGCGGAGCACCCCGCCCAUGCAGCUGUUCCUUCUGCCAACACAGAAGAUAGCACCAGCCCUUUUGAUGCGAGCCCGGACGAACGCACAACCGGCAACCAAACUACAGCAGCAGCGACAAACGGCCGUAGUUCCGAACGUGCAAAUCGCGGAAAGCCGCCUACAAGAUUUGCAGACUACUCCUUCAUGUGA